AUGGCAGCCACGCAGAGCCAACCGGCGCAAAGGGAGAAGCAGCUCCACGAGCUCCUCUCCCGCGACUUGGUAGAUAUCUACGUCGGCUCCGAAAACACCCACUGGAUCCUGCACGAAAAGCUACUCUGCUACCGCUCCAAGUUCUUCGCCAAGAUCUUUUACUCUUCCUCUGAAAGCGGCUCCAACAAGGUCUUCGGUCUCCCCGACGAAGAAGACGAGCCAUUCCGCCUCUUCGUCGGCUGGCUCUACUCCGGGUAUGUGCCUGCGCCCAAGGAGGAGAAGGACCUCGGCGCGCUAUUCGACCUCUACCUCAUGGGCGAGAAAUGGCAGAUUGCUGGGCUGGUCAAGGAUGUGCUCGGGGCCGUGCGCCACUGGUACAAGUCUACCGACACCUACCCGGGAUUGCGCCGGGUGCAAUACAUCUAUGCUAACACGGACGAGUCGAGCGACAUGCGGAGGAUGCUAGUCCACUCGGUCGCGCGCAUGCUAGCGCUGAGAGACGACAUGCCGCAGCACUGGGAUAAGGCGCUGAGGAAGAAUGGCCAAUUGGCUGUGGACAUGAUCAGGAGCAUCCAGAAGUGGCACAUUGACCCCAGUGUCGUGCCGGAUGCGAGGGAUGAGCAGACGGAGACGGAGAAGGGGAAGAACGAUGAGAAGAUGGACAAGAAGGCGGAAGAGGUGGCGCAGAAGGAGAUCAAGGGCGAGGAGCAGGGUCAGAGCCAAGACCAGAGCCAGGGGAAGGAGAAGGAGAAGGAGAUCAAGAAGGAGCCGCAAGAGGAUACGGAGCAUCAGACGAAUGGGGUCGUGAACGGCGUUGAUCAUCACAGUGACGAGGACCACUGA
Coniosporium apollinis CBS 100218 is the source of this 843-nucleotide messenger RNA. RefSeq lists its product as uncharacterized. Bases 1 to 843 code for a protein of 280 amino acids. NCBI's taxonomy places the organism in Eukaryota, Fungi, Ascomycota, Dothideomycetes. The transcript is spliced from 2 exons. The record is from RefSeq and is a predicted model, not a curated record. Gene Ontology annotation, molecular function: protein binding.